AUCAUGAAUUGGGUACCGUACCUAUUGAUUGUUUUUUCUCAAAAGGUGCAGACCACUUUAAUAAUCAACGAUUCUGUGUUAUUGAUCAAGUAGUAACCAGAACAUUGUUUUUAAAAUAAUAUUUUUAGUCUUUGCAAGGGAGGACUAAGAUAAUUUAUUUGUAAUCAAAAUAACGUUGAAUAUCGAUGUUUGGAAUUAGAAUUUUAAUACAUCGAUACUCGCAACUGUCAGAUUGACAGUUCAGAUUGUCAACAAAAAAAAAAUGUCAACUGCUGAAAGUUUAGUUUCUAGUUUGUUUAUACUUAAUAAGAAUAGUCAGAGAGGUGGUGUGAUUGUUUCAUAGAAGAGAGUAAUUCAAUUUUCCUUAGUUGAUGAAUAUACACCGUGUGGAAUUGUUAGAUAUAUAUAACUUACUGCAAUAGUCGUUGGAAUUUUAUGACUAACCUCAAAAAGAAUUUGAGGAAAUAGACUGACCAAAAUGUUAUUGGAAGAUCACCACCAAAUAGGAAAUUCACAUUGUGAUAGCUGACAAGAGUUUUGCAUGUGAACAAAAUGGAGGAGCCUGCUUCUUUCACUUCCUACAGACAACUGCAUGAGAAUUUCAUGCACAACAAUUCUGGAUCAAGUCUCGAAGAAACAAUUCACGUGCAAACUCCUCUUCCUAUUCUAAUAUUUUUCUCUUUAUUCGUAACGAAUUAUCUAUCAAAUGAAAUAGGCGCGGUGGUCAACAGGAAACUUUUUGAAUAUUGCUCAAUAUUGAUUGAAUUGGUUCUUAUUGUUGUACUGCAAAUAUUAAUUUUUACUUCUGUUAUUAGUGACUCAUUUUGUUUGGUUUUGUUAGUAGUUGCUUUCUUUUUGGUUUUAUACAUUAUAUUCACAUAUCUUAAAGAUUCAAUUCUUCAAAAAUGUAACAGUAUUAUCUUGAAGAGAAGUGCUCUCACUGGAAAAAGACCAUAUAUCACUUAUUUCCGUACAUCAGUAAAUUUAACUACCACUAUUUGUAUUUUAGCUGUUGAUUUUACUGUCUUUCCAAGGAGUCUUUCCAAAACUGAGACUUAUGGAUUCAGUUUAAUGGAUACUGGUGUGGGAUACUUUGUAGUGUGUAAUGGAUUAGUUGGCAAUAAUGUUGAAUUAUUCAAUUAUCGACACAGUCGUAUCCAUCUAUUUUUCAAAUUGAUUGGAAAAAAUUGUCCGCUAUUUAUUUUAGGUCUAGUCAGAUUUUUUACUGUCAGUAAUUUAGAUUAUCAACAACAUGUGAGUGAGUAUGGUGUGCACUGGAACUUUUUCAUAACUCUGGCUUUCACUAAGGUAUUUGCCUCUUUACUGCUGACAUUUUUUAAAAAAAGUUUUGUGAGAUAUGUAGCAUUAGCUCUUAUGAUUCUCCAUCAAUGUAUUUUGAUAAUUGGAGUAGAAAAAUGGGUUCUGAGUGAUUUACCAAGAAACUCGUUUAUCUCGGCAAAUAGAGAAGGAAUUGUUUCUCUUCUUGGCUAUGUGAGCCUCUAUCUAAUAGCUGUUGAUUUGGGGAUAUGGCUGAAAUCUACUAAUUCGACCUUUGAAAAAGAUAUUGGUAGAGUAAUUAAAUUAAUGUUCCAUACAUUUUUUUUAUACAUAAUUGUUCACGUUCUAAAUAUAUUUUUCAAUUGUUCGAGGAGACUAGCUAAUGUCACAUAUGUUGUAUGGAUUAAUAUGUUAUCCACAUAUCUUUUACUUCUUUGUUUAAUUGUGGAACUGAUCAUGAGAUUGAAUAGGGGCCCUGGGAAAACCUCACCAAAUAAUGGUCUCGUACCAAUCAUUCUUGAAAUUGUCAACUCUAAUGCUUUAACUUUUUUUCUAGUCGCUAAUUUGUUAACUGGGUUAAUUAAUUUAUGCAUUGAAACUAUACAUGUUGAUUCAUUCUAUAGCAUAUUUAUAAUAAUUUCAUAUGAAUUGUUAUUAUGUGUCACUUUCUUUAUUCUACAUGUCUUCAAAUGGAAAUUAUAUUAAUUUGUGCAUUUGAAUGAUAAAACACGUUAUUCAAUAAUGGACAUUCAUAGAAACAUUUUUUAUAAAUCGACUUAUUAGGACUUGAAGAAUAAAUUUGUAUGGUGCAAAGUAUUUCCAUUCCUAAAAUUUUCCUAUAAUUUGAGAACUUAUUCUGAAACCUCUUUUUAGUCUCUCUUAAAACAUUAUUUUUCUUUAUAAUUCAAAUACACGGCUGUUUUGAAUAAGCGUUUUUCAUUACUUCGAAUAAAGACAAUACCAGUGUCCACUAUUUGUUAUUAAAACAAUAUUAUUUUGGCCUUGAAUGUUAUUAAAGUUUGGAUGGUAGAAUUUUUAGCCUAAGCUCCUUCUAAUAAUGUAUUAUACAUCUUCUUAUUUUAAUUAAUAAGUUGCGAAGACAAUGAUAAUCCAAUUGCGAGAUUGAAAUAAUAAUUUAGAAUAAUUAUAUUCUGUAUAUUUCAUAAACAGUAAGAUAAUAAUUAAACUUAUUAACACCUAAUCAUUCCACAUCCAAGGCAAUGUUUUCCAUUAUAUUUUCAAGUGCACAGUAUAGUUUACGGUAUAAUUAAUCUCUGAUACUAAUACUAAACAGAAAAAGCAUUUUAUAAUAUUGCAUUAUUAAAAAAACUCAUGAUUUAUAAUCCAAGUUUUUCUCUAUAAAUAAUCUGUACUUGUGUUUCCAUACUUUGCGAAAAUUAAAGUCAUGACCUAUUUGAAAUAAAAAUUCUUCAAGUAGGUUACAUUUUGUAUAAUUUCUUACCAGUUUAUCAUUUCUCCCCUCAAUACGGCAACAUUGUUAUGUCAGUAGCACACCAUUCAUACAGAUAACAUCAAAAGUAAGUUCAUUGUAGAUACGUAAAUAUCAAGCCAUGAAUUAGUAUGAGUCUAAAUUCUACUGGAAAUUCACAUGGAUAUGUUUGAAUUCACAUACCGGUAAUUAUAUAUUUUGACAAAGAUCUAUCUGGUCUAUUUUGGAUUUUGGUCAGUCUUAAGCACUAAGGAGUUCUUUACUUAAGACCUCCGUUUUAAGUAAAUAUUUUAUUGACUUUUUAUCAUUCUAGAACAAGAUGCGUAUCAACUUGAAUAGGUUUUUCUUGUGUUUUGAAAACACCUUGUAACACCAUUGCCUUUAUAAAAUGUGAUAUCUAAUAAAAUAGUGUACAGUUCUAGUAAAUAAGUUCAUUUUCAUGUUAUAUGUAUUUGAAGUUUGCUAUAAAACAGUUUACGUUAUUUA
Nilaparvata lugens (brown planthopper) is the source of this 3214-nucleotide messenger RNA. RefSeq lists its product as uncharacterized. Gene Ontology annotation, cellular component: membrane; endoplasmic reticulum. Lineage: Eukaryota; Metazoa; Arthropoda; Insecta; Hemiptera; Delphacidae. The coding region runs from base 553 to 1983 and encodes 476 amino acids. Gene Ontology annotation, biological process: protein localization to plasma membrane; GPI anchor biosynthetic process. The record is from RefSeq and is a predicted model, not a curated record. The transcript is spliced from 2 exons. Gene Ontology annotation, molecular function: glucosaminyl-phosphatidylinositol O-acyltransferase activity.